This is a messenger RNA of Brassicogethes aeneus, 579 nucleotides long. Lineage: Eukaryota; Metazoa; Arthropoda; Insecta; Coleoptera; Nitidulidae. The record is from the annotation of a GenBank genome assembly.
AUGUAUAAAAUAGUCGAGACAAUAGAAAGAGGUUCCAAGCAACUAACUGUAGUUCCCCAGGCUUGGAAGAAAGGAGGGGUGCUUUUUUGGCCCAAAAUGAAGACGGAAAAACUUAAUAAAAUAGGAACCUCUAUACCUAAAGAUUCUUGGUUCCAAAUGGGUUGUAAAUUAAAAAGAAAAGAAUUAGAAACAUACGAAAGUGCCGAACUAGAAUUAUGUGCUAUGCUUAAUAAAGAGGAUUCGACUGAGUCAGAGGAACAAGAGGUAGUCCCGCUAAAAAAACGGGCUAGAGUUAUGCUGUCAAAGAAAAACACAGGAUAUGAAUGUAAUGAAAUUUCUAUGAAGGCUGUUUCCAUGCCGGCUCUAGGAAAAAACACAGUAUGUGAAAUAUGCGAGUAUUCGCCGAUGGUGGUACAUUUUAAACACCCGUGCUUACUGUUAAAAUUUGUAACACCUGCAAAAACAAGGAGUCCUUCCGAAAAGAUUUUUUGGGCUUCACUAACAAAAGGUUGCAAAAAUGCCGAUAAACUGGACGGUUUUCCUGAACCACAGUAUGCCGAUGACCAUAGGUUCAGGUAA